AUUUAAGCAUCCUAUAAAUACCUCUAGGAUCAACCUAAGAAGGGAGAUUAUUUUUCCACCAUUAUUCUCUCUACAUUGUAAAUUCUAUCAAUAAAGAUCUUGGUUCCACACUAUCUACUCUAUUUUUACGGUUAACAUUUGGCGCCCAUCGUGGGGCCGAGUUCUUUUUGAUCCACGAAUACCGCAUGGAAAAUUCAGAAAAUUCAUCACCUCCUAGCAGAAGCACCCCAAAUUCUAGAAGCAAAGCCAGAAUGAGCAACUCCUCUUCAUCAAGCACGAAUCCAAGAGAUACUGUCAACAAAGCCAAACCAUCAGACUCAACAGUAGCAUCGCAAAUACAGAAACUUACACAAGACAUGGAAGAAACCAGGCAAAGUCUAAAAGCAAUCGAAUGGGCCAUAGCAUCUAUGACAAAGGCUACUAAUACCUCGUCACAAGAAGCUAAACGAGAACGCUUAUCACAAAGUGAUGCCAGGACACUUGAAGGGAAGGAGCAAGAUUCAGCACAAGGAAACAGCAAUCAAGAUGAAAGCUACAUACCUUCAAAAUCGACAGAGUUGACAAUCGACACGAGCUUACAACCAUCCUCAGCUUUCACUCAAUACAAUUUUCGGAGUAAAAACAUGAUACCUCGUACACAUUCAAACCAAAGGAAGGCUAGCCAACAAAUCCAAGAAGCCACACUCACGGCAGCAGGUCCACAAAAGACAGAAACACAGUUUCAUGAUGAUGGUGUUUACAAAGAAAUUGAGGUGUUGCGACAACAUCUGGAAAAGAUAGAAGCAGGCAGGCAGAGGUAUGUAGAACCAGCACACACAGCUUCAGUAGAAAAAGCCUUUAUAGACGACAUCAUCAGGGAACCUGUGCCAUCAAACUUCAAAACUCCGCAGCUAGCUGAGUACGAUGGAACUCAAGACCCAGUGGAGCACGUGCAAGGAUAUAGAAUGGCAAUGAUGGUAUAUGGAGCCUCGAAUGCCCUAUUAUGCAAGCAGUUCCCAGCAACUUUCAGGAAAGCUGCGCAGGCUUGGUUCACAACAUUACCAGAAAAAUCUAUCCAGACCUUUGAUCAAUUUGCGAACAUGUUCAUUAAUCACUUCACUGCCAGCAGAGUUCCCCGAAAGACUAACCAUCAUCUCCUAACAAUUAAACAAAAAAUAGGAGAGUCACUAAGAGCCUACAUAGCAAGAUUUCACAACGAAGCUGUGCAAGUAGAACGAUUGGACCAAAGCGUGGCAAUGCAUGCUCUAAUGGACGGACUUAAAGACUCAAGUUUCUAUAAAUCUCUAAACAAGCGAGAACCCACCAGCCUUAAUGAUCUCUUAAGAAGGGCGGAAGGAUACAUCAGAGCAGAAGAAAGGGCGGUAGUAAAAGAAGCACAAGAAACAUCAAAUUCAGAAAGAAAGCGAAAAAUAGAAAAAGAUAUAGAUAAUGAAAGUACCAAAGACAGAAAACAGUCAAGAUACAACUACCUCCAUAUUUGAAGAAACUUUGUCACAAUCACAUUCAACCACAUCAAAUGAUGAAUCAAAUUCUGCAUUUGCAAGGCAAGAUAGACAUCUCAAAAUUCUACAUGCACAAAUCUUAAAAGAAAGCUGCGAUCCCAGCUAAGUAUAUUUACUUUUUAAUUUUCUAAUUUUCAACCUCAAUAAUCAUGCAAGUUAUUGUGUUUUUAAGAAAACUAACCUUUCUCUUGAGAAACUUUUGGGAGAAGGCCACAUAGGCCAAAAAGCUCAAAGCAGAGGAAUUCAAUUACAAGAUGCACAAGUCUAACAAGAGUUAUGAGACAAAUAAUAAAACUGCGAGCAACUU
Rubroshorea leprosula is the source of this 1809-nucleotide messenger RNA. Lineage: Eukaryota; Viridiplantae; Streptophyta; Magnoliopsida; Malvales; Dipterocarpaceae. The record is from the annotation of a GenBank genome assembly.